AUGUCUUCAUAUCGUCUUAAUACUUCAUUUAAUUCAUUGACAAUCACUUCAAGAUCAUCAAUAUCAACAACAAUAACAGCUAACGAUUGUUUAUUGGAUGUUGAUUCUCAUCUUUUAUCUAUAGGCAAUGCACUGAAUAUAAAUGUUUCUGGUGUCAGUAAUCAUCAACGUCGCACAUCAAUUGUCAAUCUUCAUCAACGUCGAAAUUCUCAAUUACGUAAAGCAAGUUUUACUACUUCAACAUUGGUAUGUGUACACAGUAUAUGA
Rotaria sp. Silwood1 is the source of this 267-nucleotide messenger RNA. NCBI's taxonomy places the organism in Eukaryota, Metazoa, Rotifera, Eurotatoria, Philodinida, Philodinidae. The record is from the annotation of a GenBank genome assembly.